CGGCGGCGGGCCGGGCCCGGGCACGAGCGCGGCGCAGCGCGAGCGAGCGGCGGCGGCGGCGCCCGCAGCCCCGGUGCCGCCAUGGUGGAGGCGGCGCCCCCGGGGCCCGGGCCGCUGCGCAGGACCUUCCUGGUGCCCGAGAUCAAGUCGCUGGACCAGUACGAUUUCUCGCGGGCCAAGGCGGCCGCCAGCCUGGCUUGGGUGCUGCGGGCCGCGUUCGGGGGCGCAGAGCAUGUGCCCUCGGAGCUGUGGGAGCCUUUCUACACCGACCAGUACGCGCAGGAGCACGUGAAGCCCCCGGUGACGCGGCUGCUGCUAUCGGCUGAGCUCUACUGCCGGGCCUGGCGCCAGGCGCUGCCUCAGCUCGAGACCCCGCCCAGCCCCGCUGCACUGCUCACCCUGCUGGCGCGGAGGGGCACGGUGCCCGCGCUGCCCGAGCGCCCAGUGCAGGAGGCAGACCUGAGGCACCAGCCCAUCCUCAUGGGAGCCCACUUGGCGGUCAUUGAUGCCCUCAUGGUGGCCUUCGCCUUUGAGUGGACAAAGACGCUGCCUGGUCCCUUAGCCUUGUCCAGUUUGGAGCACAAACUCCUUUUCUGGGUGGACACGACCAUCCGACGGCUGCAGGAAAAGACGGAGCAGGAAGCUGCCCAGAGAGCGUCUCCCGUGGCCCCUGCCGAUGGCGUGGCCCCAGCACAGCCCUCGUGCCCCACACGCUGGUACUGGAAGCUGGUUCCUCACGCAAUUGCCUUCUGUUUGAAGGAGUCGGGGAACAAACCCCCUAUGAUUCGUUACCGGAAGGACCGCGCCGUGGCCCGCCGCGCCCCGUGUUUCCCCGCCGUGACCACACUCCAGGACUUGGCCAGCGGCGCCGCGCUGGCGGCCACCAUCCACUGCUACUGUCCGCAGCUGCUACGGUUGGAGGAGGUGUGUCUGAAGGACCCCAUGUCUGUGGCCGACAGCCUGUACAACCUGCAGCUGGUCCAGGACUUCUGUGCCUCCCGCCUGCCCCGGGGCUGCCCCCUGGCCCUCGAAGACCUGCUCUAUGUGCCCCCACCCCUCAAGGUCAAUCUGGUGGUGCUGCUCGCCGAGAUGUUCAUGUGCUUUGAGGUGCUGAAACCCGACUUCGUGCAGGCCAAGGACCUGCCUGACGGCCAUGCCGCCUCCCCCCGGGCCGUGGACACAUCCAACCCUCAGAACCGCAGCGGGGGCAGUUCUCCAGUCUUCAACUUCCGCCAUCCCCUUCUGACACCUGGUGGCCCCCAGUCUCCCCUCCGUGGAUCCACAGGCUCGCUCAAGUCCUCGCCCUCCAUGUCUCAUGUGGAAACCCUCAGCAAAGUGUGGAACCGGCAGCUCAGCCGUCCCCUCUCCCAGGCCGCGUCCUUCAGCACCCCCUUUGGCCUGGACAGCGACGUCGACGUGGUGAUGGGGGAUCCCGUCCUUCUCCGUUCUGUCAGCUCCGACAGCCUGGGCCCCCCUCGCCCCGCGGCAGCCCGGACCCCCGGCCCGCAGGCCCAGGAGGCGGCAGACCUGCCCAGCAUCGAGGAGGCGCUGCAGAUAAUCCACAGCGCGGAACCCCGGCUGCUCCCCGACGGGGCGGCUGACGGCAGCUUCUACCUCCACUCCCCCGAGGCGCCCUCCAAGCUGCCCCUGGCCUCCCCGUCUGCCUUCGAGAACCUCUCCAAGUCGCUGCCCGACGGGCCCACCAAAGCACCCCUCUACUCGCCCCACCCCCAGAGCCCCGGGAAGGCCACUGGGGAAGGAGCCAAAGCGCCGUUGCCGGCACCCGCCCAGGGGUCCCCGAAGGCGUCGGCAUCCACCGCCAGCAACAGCCCGGAGGUGAAGAUGACCAGCUUCGCCGAGCGCAAGAAGCAGCUGGUGAAGGCCGAGGCCGAGGCCGGAGCGGGGGUCCCCGCCGGCUCCCCGGCAGCCCCGGAGACCCUGAGCUCUGAGAUGAGCGAGCUGGGCGCCCGGCUGGAGGAGAAGCGUCGCGCCAUCGAGGCGCAGAAGCGCCGCAUCGAGGCCAUUUUCGCCAAACACCGCCAGCGCCUGGGCAAGAGCGCGUUCCUGCAGGUGCAGCCGCGCGAGGCAGUCGCCAACUCGGCGGACGCCCCGACAGAGGCCGAGGCGGGUCCCACCCCCGGAGGCGAGCGGGCGGCCGGCGAGGGCCAAGGGGAACCCACGCCAAGACCCAAGGCGGUGACCUUCUCGCCCGAACUGGGCCCGCUGCCCGCCGAGGGCCUGGGGGACUAUAACCGGGCGGUCAGCAAGCUGAGCGCGGCGCUGAGCUCUCUGCAGCGGGACAUGCAACGGCUCACGGACCAGCAGCAGCGGCUCCUGGUCCCCCCCGAAGCCCCGGGCCCUGCGCCGCCCCCAGCAGCCUGGGUCAUCCCGGGCCCCACGCCGUCCUCGUCUUCCUCUGGUCCCAAAGCCGCGUCCCCCAGCCCCGCCCGGCGCGCCCCCGUGCCCAGGCGCACCCCCGGGCCUGGCCCCAGCCCGGCGCCUCGGAGCCCCAAGCACGCGCGGCCAGCCGAGCUGCGCCUGGCGCCGCUGACCCGGGUCCUCACGCCGCCCCACGAUGUGGACAGCCUCCCUCACCUGCGCAAGUUCUCGCCCAGCCAGGUGCCCGUGCAGACGCGCUCCUCCAUCCUCCUGGCCGAGGGGACGCCGCCCGAAGAGCCCCCGGCCCGGCCAGGUCUCAUUGAGAUUCCGCUGGCCAGCCUGGAGGAGCCCUCGGCUGACGAGGAGGGAGACGCGAGUCCCCCGGGUGCUGAGGACUCCCUGGAGGAAGAGGCGUCUUCCGAGGGAGAGCCCCGGGCAGGGCUGGGAUUUUUCUAUAAGGAUGAGGACAAGCCCGAGGAUGAGAUGGCACAGAAGCGGGCCAGCCUGCUGGAGCGGCAGCAGCGCCGGGCGGAGGAGGCGAAGCGGAGGAAGCAGUGGCAGGAAGCGGAGAAGGAACAGCGGCGGGAAGAGGCCCUACGGCUAGCCCAGGAGGAGGUGACUCCCAGUCCCCAGGCGCCCCUGGUCUCUGUGGCCCCCGCUGGCCGGGGCCCUGCCGAGGAGGAGGUGGGGCCCCGGCGGGGCGACUUCACGCGGCUGGAGUACGAGCGCCGGGCCCAGCUGAAGCUCAUGGACGACCUGGACAAGGUGCUGCGGCCGCGAGCCGCGGGGCAGGGCCGGGGCGGACGGAGGGCCCCAAGGCCUCGCUCCGGUUGCUGCGACGACUCUGCCUUGGCCCGAAGCCCAGCCCGUGGCCUGCUGGGCUCUCGGCUCAGCAAAGUCUACUCCCAGUCCACCCUGUCACUUUCCACUGUGGCCAACGAGGCCCCCAACAAUCUUGGGGUGAAGAGGCCCACAUCUCGGGCCCCUUCUCCCUCGGGCCUCAUGUCCCCCAGCCGCCUGCCCGGGAGCCGUGAACGUGACUGGGACAAUGGCAGCAACGCCUCCUCCCCGGCCUCCGUGCCUGAGUACACAGGUCCCCGGCUGUACAAGGAGCCCAGCGCCAAGUCCAACAAGUUCAUCAUCCACAACGCCCUGUCACACUGCUGCCUGGCGGGCAAGGUGAACGAGCCGCAGAAGAACCGGAUUCUCGAGGAAAUUGAGAAGAGUAAGGCCAACCACUUCCUGAUCCUCUUCCGGGACUCGAGCUGCCAGUUCCGGGCCCUCUACACCCUGUCCGGGGAGUCGGAGGAGCUGUCGAGGCUCACGGGCUACGGGCCACGGACGGUCACACCAGCCAUGGUGGAGGGCAUUUACAAGUACAACUCAGACCGCAAGCGCUUCACUCAGAUCCCCGCCAAGACCAUGUCCAUGAGCGUGGACGCCUUCACCAUCCAGGGACACCUCUGGCAGAGCAAGAAGCCGACCACGCCCAAGAAGGGGGGCAGCACCCCCAAGUAGCCUCAUCCCCGGGCAGUCCGCGGGCCGGGCCCCAGGUGCUUCGGUUUCUCCCUGGGUCCUGUCUGUCCCCCUCCCCGCUGUCUGGGUGGGGCUGGAGUCCCCACCCCCUAAUUUGUCCUGUCCUGCUGUGGGGGCUGAGCUGGGAGCUUCAGGGACUCAGGGCUCAGCUCGGUCCCCUGUCUGUCCUCCCCACCCUCUUGAAUAAAAUAAUUUAAAGAGA
Messenger RNA from Sorex araneus (European shrew), 4117 nucleotides. It is a transcript of the gene CAMSAP3, whose product is annotated as calmodulin regulated spectrin associated protein family member 3. Gene Ontology annotation, biological process: cytoplasmic microtubule organization; neuron projection development; negative regulation of microtubule depolymerization. Gene Ontology annotation, molecular function: spectrin binding; microtubule minus-end binding; calmodulin binding. The transcript has 19 exons. Lineage: Eukaryota; Metazoa; Chordata; Mammalia; Eulipotyphla; Soricidae. Gene Ontology annotation, cellular component: microtubule minus-end. The record is from RefSeq and is a predicted model, not a curated record. Bases 82 to 3897 code for a protein of 1271 amino acids.